CUUGUUCGUCUCUUAGAUAUUGGACAUUGGAUUGAAGAGCAUGUUUUGAGUGUUGCGGAGGUUCGUGAUUUACGUUUUUUGGGUUCGCAUUGUGUUUAUCGUUUAAAUAUGUCGAAUAAAAACGAUAUUCUUAACAUUGGUUGCAGUGCCUAUAUGACAGUUUCCUUUCAUUAAGACACGAACUCGUUUCCAAAGUGCCUAAAUAUGGUCAAGCUAAUAUUAUUUGCAUUAAAAUCUCAGCCUACAGCAUAUCUUUGUCUCUUUGGCAGUAUUCCUGUGUGAUCUUACGGGAUUUCACUACCAACUUAGAAUUCUUAAUGGGAGCUACUUUCCAGUGUUUGAGCAACGAGGACAGAUGUGUAUAUUUUUUAAUUCUCAUAGGCUUAAUAACUCGUCACAAUCGUACGGUCUUAAGAACUACAGAUUUUGUGUGUGUGAACGACUUGGUACUUCGCAUCGUAUCAAGGGUAUGGGAACUAUGGAGAGUGUUGCUCAUUCGGUUAAUAAUGGAAUAUAUUUUACGGAGUCAUCACCUCAUGUUUAUAAAUUCAUCACUGAAUGCCCAGAAAAUUUGUCAAGCAGCGGAGAUAACAGUUAUAAUUUUACUAGUGACAGUGAAUUAGACACACAAUUGGGAAAUAAUAGCGUUCAGUUGAUCAAUAUUUCUGAAGUUAAUGACAAUACAUCGUUUACUGAUAUUCAUCCACCUGGUAGUAAACGCAGAUUAUGCACCAACAUUAAUGGUAUCACUGAUAUAAUUACCCAACAACCUUCAUUCACAGAUGAACGUAAUUCUUGUGAAAAACUUACAAAAGGAAAACAAAAGAUACCUAUUGAAUUUAUUUCUGAUCGUACUAAGAGAUGUUCUACUUUUUCAAAACGUAAAACUGGACUUAUGAAAAAGGCUGUGGAAUUGGCUGAAUUAACGGGUGCAGAAGUAUUAUUACUUGUUGCUUCAGAAACAAAUCAUGUUUAUACGUUUGCAACACAAAGAUUAAAAGGUAUUAUUGAAUUGGAAUGUGGUAAAAAGUUAAUACAGACUUGUCUAAGUUCAUCUGUGAAUUCAAACAAUUCAUCGAUAAAAAGUGAUCAGCCAGAUUUAAGCAGUUCGCAAGGUAAUAAAAAUGUAAAUUGUCGGAAAGUUUGCAAGAAGGAAGAUGGUACAGUCAUUGUUAACACUGAUACAUGUAGUAAAAAGGAUUACGUUAGUGAUUUAAAAAAUAUAUCCAAUAAAGACAGUAAAGUGAACUCAACGUUACAAAAUGACACAGUUCCUACAUUGUCAAAUCAAAAUCAUGUUGAUGAAUUGGAGCAUCGUAUUGGUAUCAUCCCAAAAACAAUCAUAGAUUCUGGUCAAAAUGGUCGUACUGUAUCGUUAAAUAAUGAAGCGUUUUGUAAUAAUAUUUCUCAGGCAACUAACAUUUCCAACUCAUCUGAAUGUAAAAAAGUGGUAUAUGUUCCAGUUAGUGUAUCUCCUUCAUCACAAAAUGUUCUCUCAUUAACUCCGUUAUCCUCUAGCCUUCUUCUAACCGCACAAAUGGCCAGAAAUCGAUUACUUUUAGUUCCACAGUUAAAUUCAAUUCCUUAUGUUACAUCAUCUUCAGGAAAUGUAUUAAAUAGCUCACUAAACACACCAAUGUCAAACUCGUGUAAUCCUUAUUUAAUGGGGUUUUUUAAUGUCAGUACAAACAAUGGUUCGUCAGAAAUACUUACAAAUUGUGUAACAAAAGAAUCAAGUGACUUUCCCUCCCGAAGUUCUACUAAUGAAGGCGUAACUAAUCAAGUUAUGAAUAAUUCAUGUAAAUAUAAUUUGAAACCUCCAGAUUAAAUCAAUGCUUAUUCGACCGACCCCUCUAUUUUUCUUUGUUCUCUGGAAACAAAAUGCUUUUCUUUAGUUCAUAAUUUAUUUUACUCCCUCGAUUUUGUUUAUCUUUUUCAAAUUAUCUAGAGUAUUAAAUAUUAUUUUGAAAACAACUUAGUUGUUUUCUCAAGUUAUUUAACAAUUUUGUAACGAAGCUUUUACAAUAAUAUACUCAAAUGUUACCAUUUUUCCAAUUAUUUGAAAGUACUCAAAUUUAUAGUUUUCAACACUUGGAAGCUUUGAAAAUAGCUUUCGUUAAAAAGUGAUAACAACUAGUAAACUUCUGAAAGCACGUGUUUUCCAAGUUUGGAGUGUAUUGAUAGUACCUAUCUUAUCCGCUUCUCCACAAAGAGGGCCGCUUGUGGUUAGAGGCUUUAGGUGACAAGGCUCGAAAUUGUUCUCCAUAGCGCAGACGUAUUCAGUCUUUGUCUUCCUUCAGAUCGUAAGUUUCUUGGCUUUCUUAUUCCACAAACCUAUGUUUUCCCAAACAUAUCUUCUACGCCUUAUUUCUUUUAAUAAUACUGUCAAUAUAUAUACUACUCUGGUAUUUGGCUGUCAUGUGUAGUGGCAAACUGAGCAUAUUCACAUAAGUGGCAGACCUUACGCUAGGUAUGACUGGCUUUGAGUCAUCAUAGAUUUUGAAAGUAUUCUUACAAUAUUAGUUUUAGGAACCUUUUUGUGUCGUCUCCCUUAAUGUAUAUCCCGCUAACAUCUAUAUUCAGCAAUAAGGUCAGUGUGCCUUCGACUAUACCAGUUAAUUAGAAAGGGGUUCUUGUUAUUGUGAUUAAUCUCAAAUAGCCACACGAACGUCUUCAUUUACUGACUUCCAAUAUUUGGCAAAGUGACUAACUUACAUUUUAUGGUAAGUAGAGAUGGAUGGUGGCUAGCAGUGGAAUCCAGGACGCGCGU
This is a messenger RNA of Schistosoma rodhaini, 2770 nucleotides long. Lineage: Eukaryota; Metazoa; Platyhelminthes; Trematoda; Strigeidida; Schistosomatidae. The record is from the annotation of a GenBank genome assembly.